AUGUCUCCUAAUCCCCAAAGCUGUGAGGUGGACAUACCCCUGAGGGUUCCCUGCGGAGGGCCUGAAAUAUCACCCGCUGCUUGUAUGGAGAUCCAUUGCUGCUCUGACAUAAAUGGAUGCUACUAUGGAAAAGCAGUGACCGUCCAGUGCACCAAGGAUGCCAGCUUCAUUGUAGUCGCUGCCCGGGAUGCCACUCUUCCCAACAUCGACCUGGAUUCCAUUUCUCUGAUGAGCUCAGAGCCUGAUUGCACUCAUGUUGACUUUAAUUCAGUCUUUGCAAUCUACCACUUUCCUGUAACUUCCUGUGGCUCCGUUGUUAUGGAAGUCCAAGGAUCUAUAAUCUAUGAGAACAGGUUGUUCUCCACCUACGAAUUGGGUGUCGGACCCUUGGGAAGCAUCACCAGGGACAGCUACUAUGAAGUGCGCUUCCGGUGUAUAUACCGUGGGGUUUCUGUGGAAACACUGAUGAGUGAAACAAUGAACCUGGCAGAGCCUAUACCCAUAGCUCCAGUGAUUGGUCCCAUUCAAGUGGAGCUAAGAUUGGGAAAUGGAGUAUGCACGACGAAGGGCUGUGUGGAUGUUGCAUAUGACUCAUACUACGUGGAUUCAGACUAUCCUGUUACCAAAGUGUUGAGGGAUCCAGUUUAUAUAGAAGUGCGUCUCCUGAACAUGAUGGAUCCUAGGCUUAUUCUGACUCUGGGUCGCUGCUGGACCACCACCCAACUCAACCCACACAGCCUGCCCCAGUGGGACAUCCUCAUUGAAGGAUGUCCGAACCAGGGCGACCGUUACCUGUCCACUCUGAUUCCUAUCGGUCCUUCAUCUGGCCUGCCGUUCCCAAGUCACUACAGGCGUUUCAUUUUCCAGAUGUUUACCUUUGUGGAUCAGGAAAUGAGCCCCCUUAAGGAGCAGGUUUAUAUCCAUUGCAGCACUGAAUUGUGCACACCUGGACAAGGCGAACAAUGUGAACCCAGCUGUGGUGGCAGAAAAAAAAAGAGGGACGUUGCUGCGACCGCUGUGGCGAAGGAGCCCAGGAUGGUGAUGACCGUUGGGCCGCUGCUGAUGGGUCGGGUAGAGGAGGCCCAUCAGGUCCCAUAAUGAAUACGACUUGUUUCAACGUUAAUAUUGUGCACAACCAUUUAUGUUUUAAAUUAUUCUUAUGCAUGAAAUUAAACCAGAUG
Gadus chalcogrammus (walleye pollock) is the source of this 1181-nucleotide messenger RNA. Its product is annotated as zona pellucida sperm-binding protein 4-like. The transcript is spliced from 8 exons. NCBI's taxonomy places the organism in Eukaryota, Metazoa, Chordata, Actinopteri, Gadiformes, Gadidae. The record is from RefSeq and is a predicted model, not a curated record. Gene Ontology annotation, biological process: prevention of polyspermy; binding of sperm to zona pellucida. The coding region runs from base 1 to 1098 and encodes 365 amino acids. Gene Ontology annotation, cellular component: egg coat. Gene Ontology annotation, molecular function: acrosin binding; structural constituent of egg coat.